AUGGCAAGUUCGGCUGAUGCAUUACUCGCACGCCAGGAAAACCUUCAAAACGCUACAAAAAAUGCUUUGGCAAACCUUACUAAGUUGGGCACAGCAAAUUAUUCUAACGCCGUUAUCACAGUUCGUAUGGAUAGCCUGGAUACGAAUUGGAAGGAAUUCAAAAACAAUCAUCUUACUCUUCUUAGCCUACAAGAAAAUCUAAGCGAGCAGGAUUAUAUCAAAAACGAUGUCUACGCAAAAACCGAGGAAUUUUAUCUGACUGCCCUUGCCACUAUGCUGUCGCUUCUCGAGACUUAUCCUGCGCCGAUACUUCCGACUGCCGCAUCGUCUUCUCAAGCUCCGUCAGCACCUACGUCAUCUUCGCGCAAACUGCCCGAGAUCAAGUUGCCGACCUUCACGGGUGACUACAAGUUGUGGCCAGAGUUUCGUGACUUGUUUAUUUCUGGCGUUUCUUCCAGCUCGUUAUUAAACAACGUUGAAAAGUUGUUUUAUUUAAAAUCGAGUCUGGCCGGAGACGCAGCUGAGCUCGUCCGCGGCAUCUCUCUCGAGGGUGACAAUUUUCAACGGACUUGGGACGCGCUGAAGGAUGCAUUUGAGGUGCCACGCGUGCAAGUUGAUGCACUAUUAAAAGGCUUCUUCUUGAUGAAGUGUGUCAGUGGUGAGGAUGCGGCAGACCUCCGUCGGAUCCUUUCAACCGCCAAAAAUCUUGUCGAAGGCCUUAAAAAUCUUAAACGGCCAACAAUUUCAGACGACGUCUUAGUUUAUAUCCUUGCAAAUAGACUGGACGCCGUAACACGUCGCGAUUGGGAAAAAUCGCUCGAAACUUCGAGAGAGCCAGCUGCAUUCAGUCAGCUGACUUAG
Molecule: messenger RNA, 861 nt
Organism: Copidosoma floridanum
Lineage: Eukaryota; Metazoa; Arthropoda; Insecta; Hymenoptera; Encyrtidae
Source: RefSeq, a predicted model, not a curated record